Mizuhopecten yessoensis (Yesso scallop) is the source of this 7425-nucleotide messenger RNA. Its product is annotated as serine/arginine repetitive matrix protein 1-like. The record is from RefSeq and is a predicted model, not a curated record. The coding region runs from base 2786 to 6106 and encodes 1106 amino acids. Gene Ontology annotation, cellular component: spliceosomal complex. Gene Ontology annotation, molecular function: RNA binding. NCBI's taxonomy places the organism in Eukaryota, Metazoa, Mollusca, Bivalvia, Pectinida, Pectinidae. Gene Ontology annotation, biological process: mRNA processing; regulation of mRNA splicing, via spliceosome. The transcript is spliced from 14 exons.
GGUACUAGUGCCGAUCAGGAUAACAGAUUCUCAGACAAAAAGAAGAAGCUGAUGAAAUCUAUGAAGUUUUCAGAUGAAUUGGAAAAGAAGGUGGACAUGUCCAAAGUGAAUGUUGACAUCAUCAAGCCCUGGAUAGCACAGAAAGUCACAGACUCGCUCGGUGGAUACGAGGAUGAUGUCAUUGUGGAAUUUGUUUACAACCAGUUGGAAGAAAGGGUAAUGAAUAGUCGUCGAUAUUUUGUAAUAUUAAACAGAAUGUCUUGCCUUCAAUUUGGUAACAUAUGUAUAUAUAUGUUUGUAACAAUGUGAAAACAUUGAAAAAUAAUUGUAACCUUGCUUGUUUGAAAUAUUGUUUUUGUUUUGUGGGAUGGCCUUGUAGCAAACUACAUACCAAUAAUUUAGGUUCACUUGAUCUUGGAAGUGUUAUGGUUCCAAUAACAACUUUGAAUUGUGAUAUAAGUUUUACUUCUGUUUAUUAGUUUCUUCUUUUCACUUUUUGAGGGUUCAUUUGUGAGUGGUUUUUAAUGUUACCUUAAGUGCAGUAUUUACAGAUAAAUAUAAUCCGUCAUUUGCUAUUGUAAUGUGUUGAUUCUUUCUGAAUUGUAUAUCACUAGAACCAGAAUUGACUUGUUGACAUUCAGGGUCAAGUUGUUCAAUAACUGAUAUGUUUGCUUUAAAAAGUGUUCUAAUUUCAAAAUAGUUAAAAAUGUAUGUCGAUUCAAAAUAUUGGACAGAAGAUUUGUCAGAAACAAAGGUACCAAACAACUCGUUCAAGAAAUUUUAAGAAAAAGGAAAUUGUAAAAUUGCAGCUAAUGAUUUGCAAGAAAAGUUUUGAACAACCAGGUCUUGGAAGUAAUUAAUGAUAUGAAUGUACAUGUAUGCAAGGGAACUUUGGAGUAUUGCACAUAUGGGGUGGGGAAAUUAACAUUUGAUGUGAAUAGGGAGUGAUACGUAUACAGGGUACGUUCUUGGGUGUGGGGGCAGAAUCGACAUCAAAAGUAUGUAUGUUGCAGGUCCUUUGUGAAAUUUGUAUUUUAUUGAUGCACAUGUUCAGAUUUUAUAUGAUCAAUUUGCUUGCUUGAAGGUUGUUAAAAUAUUCUACUUGUCAUUUUUAAAAUUAUAAUUAUUUGUUAUGCUAUCCUUUACCUAUAAGGCAGUAUAUACACAUGUAUUUGUUCAGUUAUUUUUUACCAGUACUAUUGGUUCAAAUUUCACAGUUUUCCAUCAAAUUAAUGUUUAAAAAAAUGAUCAUGGUAUCAGUAUGGUAUUAUUUAUGAUUUGUAUUUUAAGAAACGAGUGAAAGCAUUUAAGCCAGGUAUAAACAUAUUUAUUGCUUUCUAUUUUUAAGUCAUUUGAGGGUGUUUGCUUGCUACAUUUGGAAAAGGUAUAGAUCUAGAGUUAACCAAUAUCUGAUGUGUCAGUUAAAAGUCAUACAUAAAAUGUAGGAGUGAUAUCUAUCAUUUCAAUAAGUCAGAUAUAUUGUAGCAUAUUUUUUCUUUAGAAUUGUUUGAUUGUUUUUGUUUUUGUUUUUUGUUGUUAUUUUAAUAUACCUGUCACAUACAAGUCUGAGUUGUUUGAUAAAAAGUUGUGUACAUUUUGAAAUGAAGUAUGUGCCAUUUUCUUGUGUCCAGUAACUUAUACGAUCUGUUUCCUCUCACAAUCAGAGAUAUCAUUAAAAAAUCGCCUCCCCUGAUUGAAAUCAGUCAAAGAACGGCUUCGUAGCAGGGUACACUCUACGGGUAAUAAGCUAAAAUCUUAAAUGUCUCGGAACCAAAGGAUCCAAGAACAGGCCCAUGAACGCACUCACAAAUGAGUGAUUGCUCAUAAGAGGUGUUUUGGUUAGUAUUCCUUUCGUAAAGUUAAGUAUAUGCAACUACAGAAAAUACUAUGCUGUCCUUUUCUUGGUCUUGCUGGAAUUUAGAAUUUUGGGAGGAUAGAACAAGAUGUACUGUAGUUUAUUUGACAAAUUGCAUGCUCUCUUUGUAAAGACUAAAUAUAGCUUUUCUGAAAAAGUAAUGACAAAAUAAUGAAACUGCAUAUUUUGUGCAAGAUGAUUCGUCAGUUACUGAUGGGCUUCUUAGUGUAUCACACAAAUUUUUCUGUCAGAUAGUGUGUUAUUUUAGAUGCACUUAAAUGUAGAAUAAAGUUGUAAUUUUAAACAUUUAAAGCGGUUUGCAGUACUUGAAAUGUUGAUUUUUUUUUAAUGAUAUUAAAUAAAUAUACCUUCUUUUCUGGAAUUUUGAACAUGUAACAACUCCACCAAAACGCUUUCUUGUUUUGUUGUACUUGUUUUGAUAUUUCAGUUUAGAUGGCAUAUACAUUAAUUUAGAUGACACCCAAGUGUUGCUGUAUUUAACAAGCACACUCAAAUUGAGACUUGGUCUAAAAAUGAUUCAUAUACCCUAUUUGGAAUGAAAGCAUGUCCAAGUUUAAGUUGAUUAUUUAGGGAGUGUAAACAAUGAUAGUAAUGAGUAAGGUCUAAAUGUGGUUACAUGCUGUCACUAUUUGGAGAAUAUAAUCGUGAUAUCUGAUGGUUACAUUUCUAAUUUUACAGCUUUUGUUCAUAUUGGGAACUUUUCAUCGAUUCACGGAGGAUUCACCUUCAUUGCAGGCAGAGAUCUUGCUCCAUCGGAAAGGAAUAAAGUUCUAACUGAAAGCCUCAAACAGUGUGUUUAAUGCACUAAGUGUAUUCUAUCGGUCAAUUCCAUGGAUUUUUACCGGGACUGUUCAUACUUUACAGUCACACUUUCACCUUGAAAUACUGGGAUUGUUGCCAAUUUGUCAAAUGUCUUUCUCUUACAAUCUGGUUUUGUUACUGGCACAAGAUGAUGCAGACACAUGUGUGCAUAGAUAUCAAUAUCCGGAUCCAAAAGAAAUGCAGAUCAACCUGACUGGCUUCCUCAACCCAAAGAAUUCCCGUACCUUCAUGCAUGAAUUGUGGGAGCUUCUAUGCAGUGCUCAGGAGAACAUUGGGGGGAUUCCAGAGAAGUUCAUAGCUCAGAAAAAGGAGGAAAUUAAAAAAAGACAAGCUGAAAAAGAACGUAUUCAGGCCAGUCUAAAGAAGAGUGAAGAACAAAUCAAGGAAGCACUGAUGAAGGAAAGAAAGGAGCAAGAUAACAAGGAAAAAGACAGGUCACCAUCACGCAGGAAAUCAAGAAGCACCUCACCUAAACCAAGUAAAAGUAGCACUGAUAAGAAUGACUCUACAAACAAAGAAUCGGUAUCGGAGAUAAAGGGAGGAAAUGAUGCAGCACCAUCAGAGAUCAAAGCAGUACAGGAAAAUGGAGAGAAGAAAGAUGAUGACGACAAGGGGAAAGAAAAAGAUGCUGUAAAUCAUAAAGAUGGUGACAAAGAGGUGAUUAAAGAUGAAUCUAAGGAGGCAGAAAAGAAAAGGAAAUCCCGAAGUGCCAGUCCAAGCCGCAAGAAAAGGUCAAGAUCUGGUGAUCGUCAUAGGCGAAGAAAAUCAAGGUCAAGGUCAAACAGACGGUCCCCAGGGAGAAAAAGAUCCAGAUCUCGAUCUAGGCAUAGAUCACCUCGACGUUCAAGGCCAUCUCCGAGGCGCAGAUCAUCCCCCUAUCACAGAAGGGGUUCAUCUCCAAGGCGCCGACGGUCACUAUCACCAAGACGCCGUAGGAGACCAUCACCACGAAGAUCACCUUCACCCAGACGUCGAUCUCCUCGCCGACGCCCUCCAUCCCCAAGGAGAGACAGGUCCCCAAUUCGGCGAAGGCGCUCACCUAGUCCAGACCGCAAAAAACGUGCCCAAAGUAACAGCUCUGGUUCCUCCAGUGAUUCAGAUGAUUCGUCGCCUCGUAAACCAUCUGGGAGACGAUCUUCUUCUGCAGACAAAGAUGACAGCAGUGCUGACAAUGCUGAUUCUCCUGGCAAGCAAGGAGUACAAAAACGAAGAAAUUAUCGCACACAUGGCCCAGAUGCUAAUUCUGAUUCUUCCUCAUCAUCAGAUGAUUCGUCUUCAGAGGAUGAAGCACCAGCUGUGAGAGGUCAACAACGUAAACGUUCACCACCUUAUGGUCGUCCAAUGCGCAGGUCAAUGUCCAGAGAAAGGAGGCGCCCUUCGCCCUAUUCCAGGAGGUUCUCUCCCCCUAGACGACAAAGUCCAGGUCCUUGGUACGGCAACAGGAGAUCUCCACCUCGGUUUUCCCCACCCUGGCGACAGUAUCGCAGGUCUCCCUCACCACCUCCUCUAAGGAUGGACAGGCGCAGAAUGGGCCACUCUCUCUCUAGAUCACCACCUCCCUACCAGGGUAGGAGGAUGAGGUCACCACCAGGCAGAUUCGGUGGUGAGAUGAACAGACGAAGAUCUCCGCCUCCUGACCGUCGUCGCCAGUUCUCUCCAUCACCUCCACCUCAGCGUCGACGAAGGAUGUCCCCUGACUCUCCUCCACGCCAGAGGAGGAUGCACCCAGAAGAUUCCCCACCACCCAGAAGGAGAGGGAAUAUAUCCAAUUCCCCAGAGCCAACCAGAUGGCAUUUGGACAGGGAAGAAUCUUCAUCUUCACCUCCUCAGCUAAAGAAGGAACGCUCCCCACCAGCUGCAAGAAGGAAGAGAUCCCCAGAUUCACCCCCAAGAAAGAGAAAAGUCAUCCCGAAAAAAGAAAGAGUCUCUGAUUCAGAGUCUCCACCACCAUUAUCGAGAGAACAACAGUCUGAGUCUGAAUCAUCAUCUUGGUCACCAGAGCCUCAACCACAGAGGCAGAAAGCCUCUACAUCACCACAACGUAUGGCACGUAGGAAGCCAUCACCAUCCCCCCAGCAGCGGAAGAUCAGAGAGCAAGGUUCACCACAGCAAAAGAGACGUAAACAUGAAUCACCUCCACCCAAAAUGAGGAAGAAAGAUUCAUCAGAUGAUUCCUCUUCCUCAUCAGAGGAAGGAGAGGAGUCUUCAGUCUCUCCUCCACCACCUCGUCAAACAAAGCGAUCUAGGAAGUCUUCAUCACCUGGUCCUCAGAAGUCACCAGUUCCAAAAAGAAGGCAAAGAUCUCCUUCCCCUGAAGUGCAACAAAGACGUAGACGCUCACCACAGUCAAAGCAACGUUCUUCUCCUCCCCGUAGUCUAAAAAAGCGUCAACAGAUGUCACCCAGUCCUUCACCAUCACCUCCACCAAAGCGCCGUGACUCUCGUGUAAGAGACUCUCCUGAAAGAACCAGGCAUCAAAGACAGCAGUCUCCUAGUCUGAGAAGAAAACAAUCAGGAUCUCCUACUCGGCAAAGGAGAAAGCAAUCUGGAUCUCCUCCCCCACAAAGAAGGAGACAAUCUGGAUCUCCUCCCCCACAAAGGAAAAAACCAUCUGUAUCUCCAGUUCCGCAAAGAAGGAGAGAAUCUGGCUCUCCACCUAGACAGAAGAGAAGACAACCAUCUGAUUCUCCUUCGCAAAAAAGGAGACAAAAGUCUGGAUCCCCCUCCCCUCCAAGGCAAGGGGAGUUGGAAUCAGCUCCCUUACAGAGGAGAAGACAAUCAGGAUCUCCUCCCCAAAGAAGAAGAAAACAAUCGGACUCUCCUCCUGCUCAACGAGGAAGACCAUCUCUCUCUCCUCCCUAUCAAAGAGGUAAACAAAUCCGCUCUCCUGCUCGACGACAAUGGGAAUCGCCCUCCCCAGAUGGUCCACGCCAAAGAAGGGGUAGGCCAAGUCCUGAACCAGCACACAGAGGUAGAGGAGAUGAGAGAAGGCCAAGUCAUGGGAGGGACUGCAGAGAUGAGGACGUUCAAAGGACCAUCACUAUCAACCAAUUCAAGAGAGAGCGUGAUGGAGAAGCUUCUCCAGGAUCACACCAGGGCAGGGACGACAGUUUUAUGGAUGGUGAGGACAGUCUCAAGAGGAAGGUCAAGGACAAGAGCCCACCAUCAGGGAGUGACUUUGAGGGGUCAGACGAUGCUGCAGGCAAGAAAAAGAAGAAGAAGGAAAAGAAAAAGCACAAAAAACACAAGAAGCAUAAAAAACACAAGCACAAGAAAAACAAGGACGGUGAAAUUGAAGAUGAGGGAUCGGACAGUGAGGAUGACACUGCUGAGCUAGAGGAGAGAAAGCUGAGGGAGAGAGCUCUACAGUCUAUGCAGAAGGCCAAGGCAUCUGAAUUCUCCAACUGAUCAUCACUCCUAUACAUGUGGGAAGAUGUUGAAAAUCUAGUGCAAUUGCUAUAGACUUCAAUAAGUUUUUUAAUGGACUUUUUCCUUGGACUGGAUUUCAUUUUUCAUUUGAACAAAUCAAUAAUGUAACCAAUGAUCAUAACAUUUCAAGAUCAACGAAUAACAACCAUGGGAUGAAACAAUAUUAAGUGUAAUUUAACUUUAUUCAUUGUAAAAAUACUGUGUAUCAUAUUGCCAAUAUGCUUUUUAUUUGAAAUAUUAUAUGUCAUGCAUCCUUUGCCGACACAUAUAAAUGUGUUAAAACCUUCAGUGCUCUGGUGUACAGCUUUUAGCGUUAUAAUAUAGCCAGAUAUUUGUAAAUUACUAUGUGUGCUGGUGGCUCAUGAUUAAAAAAUGUUCAUCUAAUUUCAUCAAAAACUGCACAAUUGAAGCAUGCAUCAAAUGCAAAUGUUAAUUUGAAAUUGGAUACAAAUUCAUCUGUAAAUGUGAUGUAAACUAUUUUAUCUUUAACAAGAAGAGCUCUUUUCUCAUAGAGUGUGUGGAAUUAUUGGAUGUUGAAUGUGUAUAUAGUGCUUUGUCAUUUGAUAUCUUAUUAUUGUUAGUGAUAAUUUUGAUGCCAUACUUGAUUAUCCCCCAGCUUUUUAAUCGAUACGGGGGAUAUUAAUUUGGGUUUGUCCGUCUGUCUGUCUGUCUGUCUAUCACGCUUCGUUUCCGUGCAAUAAUUACAACAAAUGUUAACCAAUUUUCUUCCAACUUGGUCACAUGGUUAAAUGCCUUAAGGACUCGGCCAAGUUUGACAACCUCUUUAAUCGGACUCCAUUUGGCAGAGAAAUGGCCCCUUGAUUAACGAAAAACGUCAUUAUUUACAGUUUCUGCUUUAUAACUCUAGCAAAUAUUAGCCAAAUUCCUUCCAACUUGAUAACAAUGUUUGUGUUCCUCGGUCUUUUCACCCAUCUUGGCCACUCUUGGUUUUCGUGUGACAAAUGCUGUAGAUAUUGUUCAGAUGUUUCAACCAAAGUCUGAUGCACAUUCGACUCCUGCUAAGUUUGCCAACUGAUGUGAUUUGUGCAUAUUUACGCAUAAUCAAUGAGGUAUAGGGUGUGUUUUUUUCUUCAAGUUUCAAGCUAUACAUUAUGUCUCAACAGCACGAUACUCACAUGUUUAAACCUAACCUCAAUAAUGUUAACCUACAAUAUGUCCUGCAAGUGGGGGAUAUAAAUUGCACGAAUUUACUUGUUUGGUUUAUAUUAGAUGAAUACCUUUGAUAACAUACAGAAGCAAACUGAUGAAAAAAUAAAAUAAUAAAAAAAUGGUGUGAA